AAUUCUUCGUCAAAUCCGCUGGUUUUGAACCUGGGUUGGAUACCCUGUUUAAUAUUUUUAACGUAAAUUCAUUCUAAAAAACAAAGAACAAAGCAGUACUUGAAAACACGUAAAUGCAAUUAAUAUCGAAUUGAAACAUUAUUUGUUUUUAUAAAAAUGACCAGCGUAAGUGACGAAGAAUGGAUAACUUACAAGGAAAAAUUCAACAAGAACUAUAAAGACGAAGCAGAAGAUAAAAUGCGUCGCGAAACAUUUGCUCGAGCUAAUCAACGAAUUGAGGAGCACAAUAAAAAAUAUGAAGCUGGCACCGUAACAUAUCGUAUGGGUCAUAAUAAUUUUUCCGACCAUACGGAAGAGGAAAUUUCUAGAUCCCGUGGGGUCCGUACAGGUCACUAACCGGUGGAGAAAGAAGAUUUCAUAAUGAUGACUCAACUAGCCCGUUACCAUUUAAAACCUAGGAUAAUAAGCAUUAAACAAUAAUAAGUAUUUUAUAUUCUUUUGACAAAUAAUUUUUUUCUAUUAUUGAUUAUAAUUUUUAUGUACAUAACGAAAAUUACCAAUAAAAACUGGGAAGAAAACUUUAAAAUUUAAAACGACUUGGCAAUAAAAUCCAAAAAUAUCUGAAAAAUGAAGUAUUCACUCUAGAGGAAAUCCUUGACACCCAACCCCUAACUGCAAGCAGUUUUAAACAUGAUGUCUGCACCUAAGCUUCGCUUUGUGCUUUUCUGGCUUCUGAUUCAAAUUUAUAGGAAAUCCAUACAGUUUUUAUUUUCUAUAUACAUAGCGCUUGGCAGCUGGUUUAGCAGAAAAAUUCGAAAGAAUUUUGUUGUGCAACACCAUAGCUAACUUAAAGUCCCUCAGACAAAGUUUGAAAUU
Messenger RNA from Glossina fuscipes, 876 nucleotides. It is a transcript of the gene cer, whose product is annotated as crustapain. The transcript has 2 exons. The coding region runs from base 157 to 396 and encodes 79 amino acids. NCBI's taxonomy places the organism in Eukaryota, Metazoa, Arthropoda, Insecta, Diptera, Glossinidae. The record is from RefSeq and is a predicted model, not a curated record.